This is a messenger RNA of Loa loa (African eye worm), 661 nucleotides long. RefSeq lists its product as hypothetical. NCBI's taxonomy places the organism in Eukaryota, Metazoa, Nematoda, Chromadorea, Rhabditida, Onchocercidae. The transcript has 2 exons. Gene Ontology annotation, biological process: photoreceptor cell maintenance; sensory perception. The coding region runs from base 427 to 618 and encodes 63 amino acids. The record is from RefSeq and is a predicted model, not a curated record.
GCUCCCCAUGAGGGGAAGGGACAUUUAGGGGUGGGGAGACGUGAAGAGGUCAGCUCGGAGAAUAACCUUGGUAGGACGUCAUCGUUAUUCUGAGCAAUCAUCGUCCAAAUUUGCUUCAUUCAUAUUUUUGGAGAGAGUGCUAAUCGCCAUAGUUUUGGCACGGUCUAAUAGUCGCUUGUUCUCUGGGUGCUCUUAUUUCGGGAUGACCCAUUCGUAUGCUUUGGUACAUAACUGAGAAGCAUAAAAUUGUAGAGAUGCAUUCUUGAGUUAACCCUUCGGUAUUCUUUGUGAGUUCUUUGUAAAAAAGCAUGAGAAAAGUUUUGGAAGUGAAGGAAUCAUUUGAUUUAUCCUAUUUAUGUUUCAUACUACCAGGAGCGGAACCAAAAAUUCUUGUCAAAUCAGAAAGUUCUUUUACAAAACUCAGAAAUGGCAGAUUUAUUUGCUAAUAUCGAUUUAAAGAAAGCUGAUGGUACUGUAAAGAAAGGAAGUGAUGCGCUGGCCAACAAGAUAGUUGUGGCAUUGUAUUUCGCUGCACAUUGGUGUCCACCGUGCCGACAAUUUACGCCGAUCUUAAAAGUGGUUUUCAAGCUUCCGAUCUUUAAAGCUACGGUAGAUUAGUACAAAAUUGACAGGGUCUCGAAGGAUCGUGAAAUACACACAC